Molecule: messenger RNA, 1104 nt
Organism: Rangifer tarandus platyrhynchus (Svalbard reindeer)
Lineage: Eukaryota; Metazoa; Chordata; Mammalia; Artiodactyla; Cervidae
Source: the annotation of a GenBank genome assembly
AUGGACUGCGGCUCCGUCGCGGCCGAGAGGCCGAAGCGCCCGUCCGGCCGCCGGCGGCUCCUGCUCCUCCUGGCCGCCGGCCGCGCUGGAGGCCCGGGCGGCCGCGGAAUCCCCGCGCGCCGCCUCCUGCCCGCGCUCCCCUGCGGUCUAGGGGCGCUGCGCCCCGGCGCUCAGGCGGCCCGCUGCGGCGCGGCACGUGCCUCCCCGCUGCUCCUCCUCCUUCUGGUGCCCUGCCCGCGCCGGGCGGCCGCGGCCCCGCGUCGGCCGCCGGCGGACUGGGAGCGCCCGCGCGCCGGGCCUCCGGCACCCCCGGGACCCCCGGCCGGGCGCAGCGGCGUGUGGAGAAGCCAGCCGGGCCUGGCCCCGGGCCUCACGGGUGCGGCGGGCGCGCUCCCCCGGUGCCUCGGCCGGGUGGCCGCCCUGGCGUCCUCCAGGAGAGAGCUGAGCCUCUGCGCUGGGAACCUGCAGCUGGACAGCAGAAGGAGAGAGUUCACCUCUUGCGGGAACGGGAAGCGCUACUUUGACACGCAUGCCUUAGUGUGUGUGCUGGAGGAGAAUGGGUUCACUACUCAACAAGCAGAGGUCAUUGUAUCUGCCUUGAUCAAGAUCGUGGAGGCCAACAUGGAUAUCAUCUACAAAGAUAUGGUCACCAAGAUGCAGCAGGAGAUCACUCUUCAGCAAAUAAUGUCUCAGAUAGCUAACGUGAAGAAAGAUAUGAUUAUUUUGGAGAAGAGUGAAUUUUCAGCCCUCAGAUCAGAAAAUGAGAAAAUAAAACUUGAGCUCCAUCGGUUAAAACAGCAAGUAAUGGAUGAAGUGAUCAAAGUCCGAACAGAUACCAAAUUAGACUUCAAUCUAGAAAAGAGCAGAGUGAAAGAACUGUAUUCGUUAAACGAAAGGAAGCUGCUGGAAAUAAAAACAGAAAUGGUGUCACUGCAUGCCCAGCAGGAUCGGGCCGUCACGCAGACAGACAGGAAGAUAGACACCGAGGUUGCUGGCCUUAAAACCAUGCUUGAGUCGCACAAGCUUGAUAAUAUUAAAUAUUUAGCAGGAUCUGUAUUUACGUGCCUAACAGUAGCUCUGGGAUUUUAUCGCCUGUGGAUAUAA